Molecule: messenger RNA, 1044 nt
Organism: Cryphonectria parasitica EP155
Lineage: Eukaryota; Fungi; Ascomycota; Sordariomycetes; Diaporthales; Cryphonectriaceae
Exons: 1
Coding region: 1-1044 (347 amino acids)
Biological process (GO): protein phosphorylation
Molecular function (GO): protein kinase activity
Source: RefSeq, a predicted model, not a curated record
AUGAUCCGCAGAUGCGUCUUGUUAUCAAGGAUUCCUGGCAGUAAUGUGGAGCGUGAAGAAGAGGGUGAACUUCUUCGCAAAGCGAUGGAUCGAGAUGUGAUUAAUGUGGCCAGGUAUUAUCACCAUGAGACCGUCCAGGUCGGCGGCAGGGAUGAUGAUAUUCAGAGCAACGUACGAAAGGAAUUGGACAUCGCACGCGCAAAGAACUGCCCCUCCAAGCACUCGAUAUCAUCACAAAACACAAGUGCAGCUACUACUCCCCGGAUAGGGCGCACCGCCGGCCUAAAACGGUCGUCUAGCCAGGCUGGAGUCUCUCUACCGCCAAGCAAGCGAUCUUGUUCUGUUUCCUCGACAAAAGCUGAGAGUCAACCUGUGUCGAAUCGAGUACACCGGCGAGUCGUGGUCCGCGAUUUCGGGGAGCCGAUUUACAAGGCGAGCUCUCCAGCAGCUCUGCUCCGCGCGCUAGAGGGCUGCAUAAGGGGGCACGAAUCUUUGUACCGCAAGGCUGGUCUUCUUCAUCGGGACAUCUCGAUCAAUAAUCUGAUAAUCAACGAGGACAGGAAUAAUCCAUCCUGGCCAGCGUUUUUGAUUGAUCUGGAUCUUGCUAUCGCGAAAGAACAACAAUAUGCUUCAGAGGCUAAGAGAAAGACUGGUACCAGAGCCUUUAUGGCUAUUGGGGUGCUUGUCGGCGAGCAACAUUCCUUCAUGCAUGAUCUUGAGUCGUUCUUCUGGGUGCUGUUCUGGAUAUGCAUUCAUUAUGCUGGGCCAGAUGACAGGGGCAGAAUAAUCCCACAGUUUGACCAGUGGAACUUUAUCGAUACAGUGGAGCUGGCUCAGCUCAAGCUGGGCACAGUUUCUGACGACGAAAUUUUCCGCAGAACUGUAACGGGAUAUUUCACCGAAUACUACGAGCCUGUGAUCCCUUGGAUCAACAAGUUACGGAGGAUAGUGUUCCCAGGGGGUGGGAGGUGGAAAAGCGAAGAUGAAGGGUUGUAUUCAUCAAUGAAGAAGGUUCUUGAUGAGGCUGCAAAUGAGUUGAAAUAA